Molecule: messenger RNA, 2743 nt
Organism: Phaeodactylum tricornutum CCAP 1055/1
Lineage: Eukaryota; Bacillariophyta; Bacillariophyceae; Surirellales; Neidiaceae
Exons: 1
Coding region: 1-2487 (828 amino acids)
Biological process (GO): response to endoplasmic reticulum stress; protein K69-linked ufmylation; regulation of proteasomal ubiquitin-dependent protein catabolic process
Cellular component (GO): endoplasmic reticulum membrane
Molecular function (GO): UFM1 ligase activity
Source: RefSeq, a predicted model, not a curated record
AUGGCUCUUCGCGUUUUAUCCUUACACAGCGAGAUCUACGCUACGGAAUCAGUAGCUUGCUUGAUUAAAAAAAUGAAUAAAGAUGAAGCGUUUCUCGCCGAAGAGUUGAUGCAGAUCUUGAUCGAACGCGGCUACUUCCACGACGGUAUCGAGCCUGUUCAAUCCUCGGAUGUUGACUUGCAUUCCGAUUUUCCCACGUUCGGGAUCGAAAAUUCCAGUAUAGUGAGAACAAGCUCCGGAACGUUCGUAACCCUCGAGCGCCUUUGUCUCGACUUUUGGGAAUAUUUUGAAAAGAGAGCGCGUGAACUCUGCACCUACGACGAGGCGGCCAUGGCUCUACAUGUUGCAGUCCGCGACCUCCGCCGUACAUUGGAUAAUACUGUCAGAUCUUCGAAGACCGCGUCUCUGCUCGUGAUCAAUGACCAUUAUCUCACUACCGCAAAGCGCAUAGAUGAUAUGCUGGACGAAAGUCUGUCGUUGCUGGAUUCGAAUUUCGGUGGACGCGCUUUGGUGUCCGAACUGGUAGGAAAGUCUUUUCACCUUCCACUCAGUAACUUUCUGCAGCUUUUGGAAGAUCGCAGAAGAUGCUUACCCUACGAUGUGGAAUUGCGACUCCAAGAUAAUGGUUCCAAAACUUUGGUUACGCAACGCUAUCUAGCUUUGCUGCGGUCGCAGAUCUCCUCAGCCUUUGCCGACUUCACGGAACCGACAUCAUUGGUCUCUGUAGCCCGUCGCCAUUCGUGGGAAGUCUGUUGGAUGAGCGACAUAUUAAAAGACAUCGCUCAAGAGCUCCCGGGGGCGCUGCAUGGCGAUGAUAGCUAUGUGCCCCACUCCUUCACUCAGCAAAAGCAUCAGACAGUGACCGAUUCUUUUGCUUCGAAUGGAUUCGUUUCAACGACCUUGUGUCAAACUGUCGCUAUGCUGCCGUCGGAACUCAAGCGCAUUGUUGCUUCUUCUUGUUCUGAAGCAAUAAUCUUGGAGAAUAGCGUUGUUCACCCUCUUAUGAUAGUCGGUCCUUUGGAAGGAGCUACCCAAGACUCGAUUGAAAUUGACGGCUGGCUCGACUUACAGCAGUACAUACCGGCAGAACUGCUAGCCUAUGAAUCGGACACAAAAGCCCUCUUGCAAAAUUGUAUUUUGUCCAAGCUGGAUGAAGGUUCUAGAGGCGUCGCUGCGAUAUCAAAGUUAGCAGCCGUUUUCGUCAGUCAAGGUAUGAUCGCUAAAAUUUCAAAUUCAGUUCUUCCCCUAAUGAUCGAGCCCUUCGCGAAAGAACGAGCUAAAGCUUUGGAAAGCCAGCAUGGACAGAGUGGAAUCGCGUCUACCAAAUCAAAGCGCAAGUCUAAAAAAAAUCUUGAAGCCUUGUCGAGCGAUAGAACUGGAUUGCCUUCGGAUACAAUACCGUCCAUGGCCGACAUUGUGACUUUGGUAUUAAACGCCUACCCAGACAUAUCCGACUGGGUGCGAGAGACUGGUGCUAUGGGAAAGGCGGUGUUGGAAGAAGCUUUUUGCUCGUGCGUUACUGAAGAAUUUCGAGCAUUGUGUGAAAAGUCUGUCCAAGCUGAACUUCGUCUCUUGCGGUCUUCACGGAUUACGCGAACCAGCGCAUCCAUGACGCAGAGUAUGGAAGGCGCAUUCGAAGAUCCACAGUGCUUCGCAACCUCCUGUUAUGUGAUUCAAAUGGCAUCCAAGCUUUUGCAGUAUCUGGCUAAGCGUGAGGUAAAAGCGGAAGCCGUGAACGCUAUGCGGCAAGAUAUCCUUCGAGGACCUUGUGCUGAUUUCUGCCGUCGGCUAACUGAAUACUGUCUGUUAAAGAACGAAAUUGUGGAAGGCAUCUUUUCAUUUGACGCAGACUCAGUUGAGUCGCACUCUGCCGCCGAACUCCCUCACUGCUGCUUAGCGGUUGAUACAUCGAGACGGCGGUACUUUCGAACACAUUUGACAUGUCACCCAGAUGCACAAGGGAAGCCUCGAGAUCCUCUUCCUACACUUCGCACCACGCUCCCCGGUAGCAUUGGUAUGGCAUUGACGCACCUGUGGAUACUGUGUGGGGGAGAUUGCUAUCAAGGUGGUACCAAGAAUGGACAACCGAGCCCUCCUGGCAACUUUGACGCUUUUUCUUCACACGCGGAAGAGAAUUGUCUCACCAUCUGCGGUCUUCCUUUUAAGAAACUCGACAAAAAAUCAGAGAAGCAAUUGCUGUUUGACCGGCGGCUACGGCUGAGUCAGCAGCUCAAAGACUCUAUCGAUCCGGAAGUAGUUCUCGAGCUAAGCACAAUGUUACUCUACCAGUCAAUCAAGAAUUUGUUUGUCUUCGGAGAGAGUGUCCAAAAAUCUCUAUUGAAUAUGUUGGUCACAGAGCGCAAGGUCUCAGACGAAGUCGCUACAGGACUUCAAACCUUGGCCACAUGCAUAUCCGUGGGUAAUGUAGACACCGAGAAUAUGAAUCAAGUUCGCGAAUUUGGGUUGAGUCGCUACGGAUCAAAGUAAAGAAGUUGAUAGUAAGCCAUGCCUCGCAUUCUCGCAUAAAUGUACCUUGGCUUCCUUUGCAUUCUUGCUUUGGUUAUCACAUACCGAAUUUACUUCCUUUCAUCUUUGCACAAUCAAGAGAGACUAAAGCGACCAUUCCGCUACAAGAAGACACUUGAGCAGGCUAGUCGAUUUUGCCAAGCUUCUUUAACGGACUGUUUCUUGAGUAAGUAAUCUGUUUUCAACUAUAAAUUAGAAUCUUUGAUGAAUCUGUUUU